This is a messenger RNA of Asparagus officinalis (garden asparagus), 948 nucleotides long. RefSeq names its product stress-related protein-like. Lineage: Eukaryota; Viridiplantae; Streptophyta; Magnoliopsida; Asparagales; Asparagaceae. The transcript is spliced from 3 exons. The record is from RefSeq and is a predicted model, not a curated record. The coding region runs from base 125 to 685 and encodes 186 amino acids.
CUCUCGACUCGUUAAAUUCGUGGAAGUUCUUUCGCUAAAGUUUUUGUUUCGCUUCCAAUUUCCGAUCUAAAGGUUUGAAAUUUGAGCUCUCGAUUUUGAAAGUUUUGGUUUUGGGAUCGAUUUGAUGGCUGAAUCUAGCGUUCAACCUGAUCAGAUGAACAAAGAGACGGAGCGAACCUCGAAGAUGACGAAGCAGGCCAAGCUCAAGUACCUGGACUUCGUCCACGUGGCGGCGAUCCAGGCUCUUGUCUGCGUGUCGAGGCUCUACGAUUGGGCCAAGGAGAACUCCGGCCCACUGAAGCCCGGAGUCCAGACGGUGGAGGGCACUGUCAAGACUGUUGUGGGCCCGGUCUACGAGAAGUUUCGUGAUCUCCCAUUCGAGAUCCUCAAGUUCGUGGACACCAAGCCGCUCCUCCAAGGCCGAACCCCACUUGCCAAGGGACCCUCUACACACAGUACGAGCGCCGAGCGCUACGCAGUCUCAGCCUGGAAGUCCCUGAACAAGCUCCCCGUGUUUCCUCAGGUUGCGCAGGUGGUGCUCCCCACGGCAGCACACUGGACCGAGAAGUACAAUGGGGCUGUGAGGUCCUCGGCGGAGAAGGGGUAUGCCUUUGCGGGGUACUUGCCGGUGGUGCCGGUGGAGAGGAUUGCUAAGGUUUUUGAGGGGAAUGAGAAGGCUGAGUAGUGUUUGUUAGUGGCGUAGUCUUUAUGUUUUUGAGCGGGGGUGUCGUGUGUCAAGAAUUGCUUUGGUGGGUUUGGGGCUAGGUGUGGUGCGUGCCGCGUGCCGCUGUCCAUUUCUAGUUUCUGAAUUUGCUGCUAGCAAAGGUAUUGUGAAUAUGCCGUGUAAAACCCUCAAAAAAGUGGUAUGCUUUUCUAAGUGUCUUUCCUUCUUUGUUGUUGCUGUUUUCACAAUCGGUAUGAUUUUAAUUGCAAUUGGAGGUAAACUAA